AUGGGAACGUUCACCGUGAGAAAUCUGCGAGCUGACAUACAGAACGUCUCCAUGAGGCAAAGUCGAGCUCUCGGACCCAGUCUCGCGCGCUUUAUUGUUUGCUACAUUUGCGCUUGCGCGGUAGUCUAUUUCUAUUUCCGGUAUUACUUAACAGACGAGAGAGAUUAUGGUGUACCUAUUCCCGCAACUAUCAUUCACGAAAAUGCAUUUCGACCGCUAAAGACAUUAUCGCCUGAAAAAAUUUCAUCCUCGCCAAAUGAAUUAUUUGAGAAAUUGCAGAACAAAUUGAGGGGUCGAAAAUUAAGACCAGGUGUUUUCGGAAUGGUGAAUAGUUACAAUUGGCGAGAGUCAAAGGACAAGAAUAUUGAAAAAUCCAAGGUUUUAUCAAUUGCUUCAAAAGGUGGAGGAAGUGCCACAAGCCAAUUUGAUAACUACAGCAGCCAUUCAACAAACUAUACCGACUAUUUCAAUACCAGGAAAAAUGAUUUGCCGUUUGAAAGGGAUUCAGGACGUAACGUGGAAAAUAUUUCAACUCCGGUUCCAAUUUCUGAAAAGGAGAACUUUGAUCUGGACUUUAUAGAGGUAAUUCAGAGCGACACUAAAGAUUCGUUCGUUUCUCGUCAAUUUCAAGAUUUCCGACACCAGUGGUUACGUCAGCGUCGCGCACGCGUAGACUGGCAGAGUAUGAUUCAACCGUGCGUUGACAAUAUGGCCUGGGGACAAGUAAAGAGUCACUGGGGCAAACAAAACAGAACUAACGCAGUUACCAGUGAUGUGAUAUUCUGGGACAUAAAGCCUGUGGGGGAGUUUAGCAAAAUUUUCAUUCAAUCAAAGACCUCAGAAAAUAGAACGAAAAUGAUUGGUGGAGAUACUUGGAGGGUCUACCUACGUGGCCCAGCAAGCGUUGCGGCGACUGUUUUUGAUCACAAUAAUGGAACUUAUGAAGCUCUGUUUCUUAUCAUGGAACCAGGUAUCUAUCAGUUGACAAUUUACCUGGAUUACAGUCUAUGCGAUGGAUUCAGGGACCCACCGCGUGACUGGUUCAUAAAAGGGAAUGCUCAGGGAAAGUAUCAGAAAGAUGGGCUUCUGGGCCCUCUGGACGACUACUUGGUACAGCCCCUUCAGAAUGGGAAUCCUAUCAUUAUAAAUGUACCAGAAUCACGGCUCAACAUGUCUCUGAUAGGUAAGUAAGUAACUUGGUUACAUAACAGGUUAAUUUUGCUGGAUUGAAACGGUAGGGGAGGGAAGGGAUGGUAUGUAUUGUCACCAGUCGUUCAGAUAAUGCUUAUUUGAACAUGGCAUUUUACAUCCCUCUGAAAAGUCAGCUACAAAGAGGAAAUCUCCAGAAAAGCCGCUAUGAAUGAAUGGGGACUAUUUUGAGUGAUUUAUGAACUCUAACCUUAGAUCUCCUUUCGAGAUAUUUUAGCAACGUUUUUCUUUGCAUUCAAGUGAAACGCAAAGCACGUGACAUAUGCACUGCAAACUAGCUUCAAAGGAAUGUCAGAAAAUUAACAAUAGUCAUAGUUAUCAAAAUUAUCGAGCCACUAAUUAACUUACGUGUUUGAUACCGUUUUCUCCCCAAUUCACCAAGAAAAAGAGAUAAAGAAGUCAAAUUUUAAUAAAUUGUUGUAACGGUGACCUCUUUUUCUUUUCCUCUUUCAAGAACACCUCAGGAAGGAUCUGGACUCCUGCAAGUACACCUGCAGUCACUUAUGGGAUGGAUUUGGUCGAUGGAAAAAUGAUGAGUGGAGGCCGUUUCUUGAUGGUGAGAAAAUGACAAAAGUGAGAUGAUAUCAAUAUACAGAGAGUAAAUACUAAAUGUGUGUCGAAAAUUAUUUGAUUUUGCUUUACUAAGCUCGGUCAUAACUUGAAAAAAAAAUUAAGUCAUUCACCCCCAUGGCUCGGUGACCGCUUAAUACAGGUUCACCAGUUAAAACAAGUUCCGCAGAUGAGGGGUAUUAUAAAAAAAAACGAUAAAAAACGCCACCUAAUGCCAUAAUUGACAACUUCAUGUACAGAAUGUCCCUCCUGAGUUUUCCUCGGGCUUCGCUCUUGGAAAACUCUUCGCAUUUUAGAACAGAUAAUGUCCGCGAACAAAUAUCCGUGCAUACUUUCGCGCCAUGUAGAACCUAUCUUUUUAUGUAUCGGACACUAGUGCCCAAAAUCAGUCAACUUAAGACAUAAAUCAAACGCAAGUGUCAAAUCCUACACUAUUAUUUAAAAUCGGACACUAGUAUCUAAAACCGGGCAUUAGGUAAUCGUAGUAGUAGGACUGAGUGGAGUCCACCUCGGUUUAAAAUCAUAUGAGUGAUUGAAAAAAUCGGGUGACUGCGAAGAGGAAGUCCGAUUUGUUUAUUACGAGUAUAAUUACAAACAAAAUUGGACGACACGAAGUCCUGUUACCAAUCAAUUACAUCAUGACUCAAGUUGAGAAACAAACUAGCCAUCUGCCAUACUUUUUCAGAAAAAACAACAUUUACCUCGGCUAAAUGCGCGACAACAGCGUUACAAGCAUGAGGCGUUCACUGUCCUAUUAAAGCUCUGUUUGGGAUGGUGAUAAUCAACCACGUUCGAGAACUUUCUUGUAGUUUUGAUGAUUUCCAACCUCGGACACGAGUGUCUCAAAUCGGACACUAGUGUCUAAAAUCAGACACUACCUUCGACUCAGAUAUUAGUUUCUUAAAUCACACAUUGGUUUUUUAAGUUUGUUGAGACCAGAAUAAAAAUUAUAUUUCUAGCACUCUGACAGUCUUCUUCCCCUUCAGGUAAGCGCUGAUUUCCACAGAAUUAUUGGGAAUGGAUAAAGAAUACAUUUUUCGUUCCGUGUUAGCUGUUUAGGGGUUCGAUGAUUUCAAUGGAAUGCGUGUGUUUUUAUUAUUAUUGUUUCUCGCUUAAAAAUAGAUUCCUAUGACUGGUCGAUGCCACAACAGCACCAGCCGGCUGGUUUCCUUUGGGUGUACGGGGAUUCUCUUGCUGUCCGCUUGGGGAACUCUGUUCAGUCGCGUGGCCUUUGUACCCGUCUUUACUGGAGAUGUUCGCAGAGUUACAACUGGAUAUACCCUGUGAUGAGCGAAGCUUUAAGUAAAGAACAGAACGAUGAUUUAGACUUCUCAUCUGAAAAGGUUAUAGGAACCAUUGUAGAUGUUUUGCGGCGGCGCGAGAUGCAACGAAGGGACAGUGUUCUACUUAUAAACCUCGGAAUUCAUUUUCCGAUUAGUAUCAAUUUUACAACAUUCCAGAGGCUUGUUGGAGACCUUAUAAAUGUCUUGAAGGAAACGAAAAUCGACUCACAGGGAAAUAGGGUUCCAAAGUAUCCUGCAAAGGUUAUUUGGAAAUCAUCGACAGCUAUUCACAAAGAAAAAGUGGAAAUAAAAAAUAAGACUAACUGGAGAUUCUUUACUACUCAAGUAAGUACAUAGUGGUAGUAAAAAAAAUUAAUUCUGACUCACUGUUUAAGGCUUCAUUUAGCAACAUGAUGGACACAAAUCUUAUCCCAUAUAGAAAAAUUAUCAAGUCAGUGCCGAGAUUAUUGGCAAAAGAUUAAUCCUCCCGCCUGGCAAUUGAUCACAAGCGAUGUGAACCUCAUCAAUUUUUUUUUAAUCAACCAUGCAGGACGAUCAAUCAUUUUUUUUUUCCAGCGAGUUCUUCUGUUCAGCACCUACGCCAUGUCGGCCAUGUGUCAAGCGGGUUUUGACGUCAUAGAUGUCUAUCCAAUGACCGAUUCGUAUCCAAGGGGUACGCUGGAUGAGGUUCAUUAUCCCGACAGAGUUUUCCAUCUAAUGGAGACAAUGCUGGAGAAAUACAAGACAAAUGACAAUAUGCGAGUGAACAUCGGGGAGGGUGGUAUUAGAAGAUGUAUUGGUUAGAACAAAACUAUUCUUGUACUGUUUCUUACGAAAGAUAAUGAUCGAGAUUCCACCGCUUUGCUUUUGGGAGACUGGUACGUGACUAUGUAUCGUGCUAUCUUCCAGGCCUUCUCGGUCAACCAUCAAGGUGCCUUUUUGUUUUGGAACAAAGAGACAACUGUUUUGCUAUGGAAAGUGGGGUCUUCACAUCACUGCUAACUGAUUCAGUCGUAAAAGCGACGAAAGGUCCACAAAAUGAAAUCAAUAAGGUUACGAAGAGAUGUUGUCAUGUGAAAUCUGGAAUGAGCAGCAACUAGCGCUAAUGAAAACUAAGAACUGUCGGCCAUCAAGCGAUUAAACAUAACUACCAAACCGAU
Molecule: messenger RNA, 4222 nt
Organism: Pocillopora meandrina
Lineage: Eukaryota; Metazoa; Cnidaria; Anthozoa; Scleractinia; Pocilloporidae
Source: the annotation of a GenBank genome assembly